Molecule: messenger RNA, 6629 nt
Organism: Anopheles coustani
Lineage: Eukaryota; Metazoa; Arthropoda; Insecta; Diptera; Culicidae
Product: polyhomeotic-proximal chromatin protein
Exons: 8
Coding region: 1-5607 (1868 amino acids)
Cellular component (GO): nucleus
Molecular function (GO): zinc ion binding; protein binding
Source: RefSeq, a predicted model, not a curated record
AUGGAAUCAAUCAUCUUUCUGAGCGAUAUUUCUCGUAUCUUGGAUCUACCGCUUCGAGGCACGAGGAUAUCGGAGCACUACGAUAAUUUGAAGAAGCAGCAGAACGACCCCAGGAGUAACAAUAACAACAACAAUAACAUCGUUCGUUACGCUGCGAGCAAAGAGCGCCAGCAACCGGACGACAAAUCGGCCGGAGAGACCAUCGUGACGAUCGAGCUACCGUGGAAUCCGAUCAUCAAGGCCGGAGCUCAGUCACCGGCAGCAGCCACCGUUGCACCCACCUCACUCUCCCCCCUCUCGUCGGUAACGGCCGGUGGAGAGCUGACCUGUGCGAUACCGGUGCUGCGCGUACAGUCCACCCGCGGACAUCAGUUCCCCGAGGCGAGCGAGCCCUUGCCAUCGACGCCACUACGUCACGUCAGUGGCACGACCACGAUCGUACUGACCGGCAGUGGCACCGUUCCAGCGGCGACCAGUGACAGCGAUCAAUCGUCGCUCAAGUGUCUGGAAACGCUUGCCGAAAAGGCGGGCAUUACCUUCGACGACGCGUACGACUUCCUACCCGACACGCUGGAGAAGUCCCAGAGCCCAGCGCAGGUGGCGCAGCAGGCCACCACCGUGCCCCUGCAGCUCUCCCAGGAGCAGCUGUUCCAGUACCAGCAGAUCUACGGUGGUACGAUCCAGGUGAAGCAGGAGUACAAUCCGACGCCCACCGGCCAGCCGGGUACGGGCGGCGUCGACCAUCAACAGCAGCAACAGCAGCAGGCUCAGCAGCAACAGCAGCAGCAACAGCAGCAACAGCAGCAGCAGCAGCAGCAGCAGCAAAACCAGCAACAGAUGCAGGUGCUAGCGGAGGCGAGUGGGGUUGCCCCGCCCCAGAGUCCACACCAUGCGCAAACGCUUCAGCAGCAAGCGCAACAGCAGCAGUCCGCUGCGGCGGCUGCAGCGGCUCUCAACACGAUGUCACCCCUGCAGGCGAUGGCCACCGGUCAGCAGUUGUCCUCGGCCGACUGGAACCACGGUCGCAUGGUCGUACAGCAGCCGAUCUCGAACGGGCCCUACCUCCAGCAGCUGUACGGCACGCAACCACUCGUGUUCCCUCCGCUCGCCGGGCAACAACAGUUCCAGCUCAUCACCUCGAAGCCGUUCCAGGGCACACCGCAGAUGCUGACCACCACCACCGGCAAGCAGGUGAUCGGGACGACCGGUGCCGGCAACUUUAACGGACAGGCGUCGUUCACCUUCUUCUCGCCGGUCAGCGUUGUCAACUCGCAGCCACAGGCGCAGGCACAAAAUCUGCUACCGGCACUAAGUGCCGCCUCACCGGCGGGCGUCGCUGCGGCCGGCACGAACAAACAGCCGGGCAGCGCUCAGCACCAACAGGACGUCCAUAAGGCGCUGGUCGCGGCGGCUGCCGUCGGGAACGCUUCCGGUCAGAAGAUGCAGCUGCAGAAGAUCGGAACGGCCACUGGCAUUGGCGGCCCGGCCGGUGCAAGCCAGCAGCAGAAUCUUGCAGCAGCCAUUACACAGCAACAGGCCGCGGCAGCGGCUGCAGCAGCCGGUGCUGCCGGCCAGCAGUGCGUGCAGGUCUCGCAAGCACCGAUGCAGACAGCGCAACUACUCAGCCCACUGCAACAGCAGGGCGCUCAGCAGAUGCAGUUCUCUCAGUGGCCACUGCAGGGACAAAUCUGGACCACACCGAACGGGCUGAUGGCAUCGAACCCGAUCAUUAUCCGUGGUACCAAUCCCGAUGGAACGCCGAAUAUGUUCAUACAGAGCUCCCAGCAAGCGCUUCCGCAAGCGGCACAGACACAUAAUCAAGCUCUUACACUGCCAUGCACCAUCACGCAAUCUCCACAGCAGGUGUCUCAGAUGCAACAGCAACAGGUCCAGCAACAGCAGCAGCAGCAGCAGCAACAACAGCAGCAAGUGGCCCAAGCAAAUGCCAACCAGAAUGCCUCCGGUACGGUUCAAACCCAACAGGGACAGCUCACGACGGCAACCGGUGGAUCACAAACAGUCGGUCAAACCGGUAUCGCAACCCUACAGGGUCAGAAAACCAUGGCCGGUACGUUGGGCACCAAGCAGGGCCAACGUCCCCAGAUCCUCCCGCAAGGCGCCUCCCCCAUUCGACCGUCGGUGUCCACCCAGACGGCCCAAGCUCAGCAGAAUCUACUCAACAAGAGUAACAAGAUGCGCACGAAGCAACCAUUGGUACGUCCCUCGGCACCGAUCAUCAAGACGGAGUUGGCGUCCGGUACGACGACAACGCAAAAGCUUGGCCAAACAACAAACCAGCAAACGACCACGCAGCAACAGCUGCAGCAGGUCGUUACCAGCAGUGGAAAGAUGGUACUGAUGAAUGCCGGUACGGCGCUAAAUCCCGCUGUUAUCAAUAUGCCCAUGAUGGGCGACAAUAAGCAGCAGCAGCAACAGCAGCUGCAGCUUCAGCAACAGAUUAAAACGGUUCAACAACAGCAGCAGCAGGCCAACCAGCAGCCGCAGCAUAUUUUGCUUCACCAGCAGCAGGCCAUGCUAACACAGCAAGUAAUGCAACAGCACCAGCAACAAGCGCAGCAACAACAGCAUGCGGCACAGCAACAGGCACAACAGCAGCAACUCCAACAACUGCAGCAACAGCUAUUCCAACAGACUGGGCAGGCAAAUCAAACAACGGCCCAGUUACUUUCGAACGCUGCCCAACAGGGUCAGCUCGUUCAGGCCGCUACCGGCGGCGCCCAGCAAGGCAACAUCGUCCAUCAACUGCUGUUCCAGCAAGGUCAGGGCAAUCAGCCGGGCAUGAUGAUCAACGUGUCCUCCGAUGCGUUGCUUCAGCAGCAACAACAGCAACAGCAUGUGCAAGCGCAGCAGCAGCAACAGCAUCAGCAGCAACAGCAGGCGCAGCAACAGGCACAACAGCAACAUAAUGCUGCCCUACAGCAGCUGGCCGGUCAACAGGUGGCGGCCGGAAAAGGUACCGCUGCGACCGCACAAAUGAUCAUGGCCGCAUCGUUAGGCCAAGCAGGAUCCGAUCGUGCCACAAUCGUCUCUCAGGGUGGACAAACACUCCAGAUUGAUCGCAAUCUGCUACCCGUGUCGAUUACCAGCAUGGCCGGAAACCCGAUCGUGGUGACCAGCAACGGUGCCACCAUCUCGCCCAUCCAUCAGGCGAAUCAGGCCAGCUCGACCAACGUGGUUGCCGGGGCGCUACAAUCGGCGCAGCAUCACCCUGGUCAAAUUCUGGUCUCCUCAAUGCCAAACGCUGUACACCACCAGGGUCCGAACCCGAUCGUUGCCAUGACGUCUUUGUCGGCCGCCCCGAUGUCGGUCGCCUCCAUCAUCAGCUCCGGUACGAUCCCAUCCAUCUCGUCCGGUGCCAUCACAACCACGGCCUCCCUCGGCCAUCCACAGGCGACGCUCGUGUCCUCGGGCGUUGGUGCGGUCACCACCAACAUGGCCACCAUCAAGGACAGCGACUCGAAGGCCAUCAGUGUAGCCAUGCACCAGCUGCAGCAGCUCUCGACACCGCAGAAACAGAUCCAACAGCAGCAAAUGCUGGACAGUAUGAAUGCACUUGCGGCGGCUACAUCUGGACCGGCCGUGGCUAAUGCUAACGCUGGCCUGACGACCAUGUUGACCGGCGGCACGGUGACCAUUCCCGGGUCGCCCGCGUCCUCGACGGCGGGCUCCAUGACUACGCUCAUGAAUGCCGCAGGCGUCAAGAUUCCGACAUCGGUGGCAACACCCACCGUAAUGGGUUCACCGCAGGCGCAGGCUUCGCUGGGUGGCGUUAAGCUGGGACUGUUCCAAAGCCCUACGCAGCAGCCACUACAAUCCACCGCAACCACCGACUCUCCGAUGAAGGAUAAAUCAUCCUCUGAUGCUAAUGGAAAAGAAUCAGAACAGACGUCGACCUCAACGGCUUCAACGACGGCAGACGGUGGAUCGGAUGCGCAAAUGAACGGAACCGGUAGCACUCCGAUGGAUACCACUCCGGCUGCGGCCGGAAACAGUUCGCCUGCAUCAUCGGCCGCAAAGUCGACCGGUACCGAUGCGACCUCAAACCCCGGUGCCGCAAAAGUUGCACCAUGCUUUCAGUCCAUGAUGUUCCACUUCCAACUGACAAACGCGGGCUCAUCCACAACCAACUCGAUCAACCAGACGAUCGCGUCCGUAUCUACGGCUACCACGACUUCUACGUCCACCGCGGCUCUGUCGUCUACGAGCGCCACCAGCGAGACUUCCUCAGCUACGACGGUUUCAACGGCCCCGCUAACGUCGUCCUCUUCUUCCACGGCUACUACCAACUCAACCACGACAAUGACGACGAGUUCGAGUAGCAGCGGAGACACGACGGUCAGCUCCAGUACGACUGCGACGUCGACGGCAACUCCGACGACAGCGAUCGCCGCCAUUACGGGCACUUCCGCUAUCCCGGUCAGCAACAUAGGCGCGAACGGUGUGCUCUCCACCGGUGCCAGCGUGGUGUUGGCUGGUACGACGGGCACCAGCUCGACGUCCUCGAGUCAAUCGCCAGGACUUCCACCGCCGGUGCAGACGAAGGCGGGCAGCAACGGCGACAAGGGAGGCAUCCCGAAGGCGACAAUCAAACCGAACGUGUUGACGCACGUCAUCGAGGGUUUCUUGAUACAGGAGGCCGAUGAGCCGUUCGCUGUGCAGCGCCAGCGUUACCCCGAGCGUGACAACUCCGACGAGCCACCGAAAAAACGUGCCACAAACGAGGGAAAUUCACCCCUUUCACCAUCGAGUCAGAGCGGAGACGGGUCGGGCAACUGCGAGGUAUGCGGCAAGAGCGAAUUGCGCAGCAAGAUGAAGCGCAAACGGUUCUGCAGCGUAUCGUGCGCCCGUUCGGCCAAACAAAACUCUACCGAUCAGAUUUCCUCUCCGGUGCAAAACGGAACGAGCUCGCCGGGAAUGCCACUGGGUGCGUUGGAGGCACAACCCGGCACGAAUGGAAGCACAACGGUCGAUCCUUCGAUCGUAGGCUCCAUGAAUGGGCUGCUCACGACGGCAGCCCCGGCGGUGGUUGUUUCCAGCGUCGACCCUUCACUGGGACAGCUGGCACACGGGGCAUUGCUUAACCCUGUGGCGGUCGGUGGUAUCCUUUCGGGCAUAAAACUCGAAAACCAUAUUGGCCAGGAGCAACAGCAGCAAUUGCAAAACAUGCUUCCCGCAAAUCCCGCAGCACUUGCCCAGCAGCUUCUUCAGCAGCAACAACAACAACAGCAGCAGCAGACCCCAACUCCAAUGCUGAUCGCGGAUGUACCUGCGCCCGUGACACCUGUUGCUGCGGCAGCUGCCGCUGCUGCCGCCGCCGCCAAUGCCGAAGAAGGCUCAUCGAUCCUGCGCUGGUCGGUGCAAGACGUGUACGAGUUUAUCCGUGGACUGCCCGGGUGCGCGGACUAUGCGGAAGAUUUUGUCAACCAGGAGAUCGACGGACAGGCCUUGCUGCUUCUGAAGGAAAACCAUCUCGUGAGCACGAUGGACAUGAAGCUUGGACCGGCGCUCAAAAUUGUCGCCCGGGUGAAACUCAUGAACACCACCAUUGCCGGUGGUACGCCGGAAGGACAGCAGCCGGGCGCGUGAGAGACACACGAGGAGCAGCCCUCGAACGAUAGGAAUCUCGAGCCGGCCGGAGAAGCUAGCUGUAAAUAGAACGUCGUUUGUAUAUAUGAACUUUCAUAAUGUCAUUUCGUUUCCGAGAUAAUCGUAUUUCGCAAAUGAGAAGAAAGCGGUCUGCCGAUGGUAUAGAUGAACUUCCAUAAUGUCAUUUUGUUUCCGAGAUAAUUUUGUCUCGGUUUUGAAAGAGGAGAAAGAGGAGAAUUGUCCCGUUCGUCCGUCGAAAUGUAUUUGAAUGUCGAUUUACAUUGAAUAUAUUUGUGCUGUCGGUGCCGAGAUGCACUGGACGGGCCCCGGAAUCGAUUAACUUUUAGUUGCUAGGGUCUGUUUCAAACGGAGCACGCAUUAUUAUGGCAGCCAAUACAGCUUGCGGAUGGAUGGAUGGACGGCGGUAGUUUAGUUGCACGUUAAUUUAUUUUACCCAUUAUCCUUAUUCGUUGAUAGGUUGUAAGUAUUCAUAGCUUGUAUCAUAGAUGAAAACACAAAACGGCGAGCGAACUGAUUAGAUUGGUCACUUAUAAGAAAGGAAAGCAAACAAGGCCAGAGAGUUAGGGGACACGAUGUGUGUUUCUUUGCGAUAUCUAUUCAUUGGCAGAAGGUUUUUUAAAAUAAUAAUUACAUAACGGUAAACUCCUGAACGCAGCAUCUCAUACGUAUAAGAAAAGAACUAAUGAACUAACCACGUACAAUUUGCAAGUCCCUAAAGCCAAGCACGAUAAAAUCUUUUAUCAUUCGUUUGUAUUGCGGUUUUGAUUCUACGCAAUAUUGUAUGUAGGGCUAAAGAUUUCGAUUAAUUUCUCGUUGAUUCGCCAUACGAUGGGUGGUUAUCGUAAAAGCACGAUACAAAUGCGCUCGGUGAAACGAAUUGACUAACAGAAAAGGAAAGCCAGAUAAUGGAAAGGCUUUUUGCGUUUUAGGGUUUAGAUAAGUCCAAGAAAUUUCAUACGUUCGAUGUAAGCUAAAAUAAAGGUAAAUGGACCAGCCAUGGA